GUGCUAGUUGCGUCGCCAAUGGGUGCUUGCAGAAGGGCGAGGAGAGCGCUGGCGCGAUUGAUGACGGUUCGUCGGGCUGACCGUUGAUUUUCGUUUUCCUCUUGCCGCCGAGUGGCCAAAGGGUUUGGUGCAGCGAUACGAGGCGGGAGGGGUUCUUGCCUGCAGGCGAUACGAGGUGCUUUCAGUGAAAUGAAUGGAGGCCUUGCAUAACCAUUCGGAAUUUUACUUUUUCCAUUAACCUUAGUGCAUCCUUAUAGAUACAAUAAUGGAGUAUCUUAUGUCUUCUAAGAAGACUGACAAUUCCUCUCAACAGGAAGAAAGUGAAGAUGAUAUUGAAUUUGUUAGUGAAAGUGUAUCGAGACCUGUCCUGGAAUGCAUCGAUCUUAGUAAUGAAGAGGAAUUUGAUAUCUCUUCUGAAAAAAACAUAAGACACAAAGACCUUGUUGAUUAUCAGAAAGCAAAAGUUGCUUCGACCCUAGAUCGCUUGGCACGCCAUGUAGAAGUAGAGAAACAGCUGAAGAAAGAGAAGAACAAAUCUUUCAAGGAAAAAGUGGAUUCACAACAUGCUCAUGGGCUGCGAGAACUGGAAUUUAUCCGGGGACAUAGUGACACAGAAGCAGCAAGGUUGUGUGUGAAUCAGUGGCUAAAAAUGCCAGGUCUCAAGCCAGGCACUGUAAACUCAGGAAGGAGAACAUUAUCUCAAAACUCAGAUCAGAUCCCAUCUAACAGCAAAUCCAUUUUAUGUCCCAUUAUGCACUGCAAUAGAAAGUUUGACAAUGGGCAUUUACUGCUAGGUCAUCUUAAAAGGUUUGAUCAUUCUCCAUGUGAUCCCACAAUUACUCUACAUGGAGCUCCAGCUAAUAUGUUUGCCUGCAUAAUCUGUCGCAAGAGAUUUCCAAGUAAUCAGCAAUAUAGUGCACACCUUUUGUCUAAGGCUGGUGAAAAUGAUGGCCAUGAGAGAAAUUACCCUCCUCAGCUUAUUCAGUGCUUUGCGUGUCCUUGCUGUUUUCUCCUCUUUAACAUAAGAGAUGAAUGUCUGCAGCAUAUGUCUGGAAAAAAACAUUUUUCUCAUGCUUUUAAAUUGAGUGAUAAAUCAGGGAGGCCACUUCCGUUGCCUUUGCCAGCCUACGCAAAGAAUCUUCUAAUCUCCUUAUGCAAAGAAGUUCCCUUCCAAGUGCAAUGCACAACCUGUCAUCAGGUUUUGCAGUCCCACAUAGAGCUCACGGCACACUUCAGAAUCCAUUGUCGUAAUGCUGGCCCCAUAGCUGUAUCGAAGAAGUGCAUCUCCGAAAUUGCAGAAAUACUGAAAGCCAAAGGUUUCUGUCAAGGUUGUGAUACAUUGUUUGUCAAUGAUGACCAAAUUAUUCAUCAUAGUUGCAGAAAUGUUGCCAAGAUUAAACAUAUCACCACAAUGGAGGAAUCCAUAUUAUUAUUUUGUCACAUCAAUGAACGGAAUAAAAAUGUUCCUCACCUGCAAAAUAAUGCAAGCCUUUUGAAAUUUUCCCUGAAGAGACAUUUGGGAUUGAAUGGCAAUAAGAAUGAAACUGUUUCAAGAUGGAAAAAGGAUUUGCAAGGCAACAGUGAAGCCAUUCACAGAGCUCCUAUUGUCAAAACCUGGGUAUGCCAGUGUGAUCUGGCAUUUCUUUCUGAAGAAUUGGCAGAAAAACACAUUUUUUCUGAAAACAGAAUCUGCUACAAGUGUGCCGUAUGUGGGAAACUUGCAGAAAAUUCGAGCAUUAUCCGCUUGCACAUGAGCCGUUUCCAUGGAGGAGCACAUUUGACUAACUUCAUCUUCUCAUGCCAAAUUUGCGAAGUAGCCCUUCAGAAAGAAGAAGAUGUCUUUAUCCAUGUAACAGGACUUCAUGAUGGACAUAACUUCUAUUUUGAGAAAGACACUGCUGAAGAUGAGGUAACAGUACCUUCUGAUUCACAGUACGACACUUGGAUUAAACAAGAAGGCCAAACUUCAAGCCUUAUCGAACUUUCUCCAGACCAAACUCAGAUGGAAGUUGAUGAGAGUCCUUCCCAAUGGCAAUGUAAGAUAUGUGAGGAAAUAUUUAACUCAGAGGACAGCGUGAAAGAACAUUGCAAAUCACUAGAGAGUCAUCAUUAUCACCGAUACAGCUGUGGCUUGUGCAAAAUGACUUUUCGGAAAAUGGAAACACUGCAGCGACACUGCCAGGGAAAACAUAACAAUGUUAUACAGAUUAAAUACUUCUGUGGAUUUUGUGGUGAUCUCUUCUUUGAUGGUGAGGAGGAAUUUUUACUUCACUUCAAGGGCACACAUAGCAUGGAUUACGUGUGUGUGUCUGAGACAUCAGAAACCUCAAUCAAAAAUGAUGAAAUAGUAGAAGAAGGUAGCCUUCUAAACUGUGGUUGUCGUGAGAAAUAUGUUUGCAAAAAAAACAGGAAGUUCGACCACAAGAAAUGUCAAGAAGCCAUGUUGGAAAAAGGAAACAUUUGGUUUCGUUGCACUUCAUGCUCUGCUACAACACAAAUCUAUUCUGACAUGAUAGCUCAUAUCACAAGCCACCCAAGCAAAGAAACUGCUCAAGAUUUCUAUGUAGUCAGGUGUGGUUCAUGUAACAAACAUUUUAAUAGUAUUGCUGUUGCUCAUCAGCACUUCCAUGAUAAACACUGCUUUUUACAAAAGCCUCAAAUAUCUUUUGGGUCACAAGCAGAAAAUAAUGUCUUCCAUUUCUCUGCUGUGAGGUCCUGUUCAGAGAAGGAUGUAACUUUACAUUCUUCAGAUGUAAAAAGGUUGAAGUUGGAGGAUGCAAAGAAAGAACAAGCUAGAAAGCUUCCUGAAUUGAUUGAACAAGAUGAAGGCAAUCUUCCUGACCUUGAUUAUUUAUGCACUAUGACUCACAUUGUAAUGAUGGAUUUAGAUAAUUGGGGAAGCUUUUUUGAUCAACUGCCUGCAACCCUCAAUCAAGGAACUUUUGUUUGGGGCUUUCAGGGUGGAUAUACUCAUUGGAAACCCCCUGUGAACUGCAAGGUCUUUAAUUAUCUUAACAAGAUUGGGUGUUUUUUUCUUCAUCCACGCUGUGGUAGAAGGAGAGAGGCUGCUGAUUUUGCAAUCUGUGUACAUGUGGGCCGCUUAGAUGAACAUCUGCCAAAACAUAUUCCUUUCACCAUUCUUUCUGGAGACAAAAGCUUCCUAGAAUUGGAAAAUCAGCUUAAGAUGACUCAGCGGGUAACCCGCAUUCUAGAUCCUCAUAAGAUUGAUGCUGACAUGAUGUGUACUAUAUUAAACAGCAUUUCGGAUACAGUCAAAGAAAAUGAAGAGAUUGAUAUUCAAAUGGCAACGGAACAGAUUUUGCAACAAAGAAAUGGCCAAAAUGGCAUGUAUCCUCAAGAUUUCUUCCUAUUAUGGAUAGCAAGAGUAAUGUUCACCUGGAAAUGUAUGGUUUUUCAGUUGUGUGGAAUAGAGCACUAAUUAGAUACAUAUGAUGAUGAUGAAUUUCAAGAGGCAAUUAGGCGAAGUCUUGAGGAAAAGUGAAGAUGUCCAAAGAUGGGUAUACCAAAACAUCUACCUGACUUCAAAGAAAUUGAAAUUUGUUCACCAUUUUAUAAAAACAUUAAAAAUGUACUGGCUAUUAUUUCAGCAUUUCAGUGGCACUGUACAAAACUGAGCUCUUUCAUCAAGCAUUAGCAGAGUUGAGAACCAGUUGUGAAAUGUAACUAAUGGGAUUUCAAUCAUUCCUUCUCAUGACUUAAGCAGUAAAGUUUUAAAAUGUGAUCUGGCCAAGCUUAUUUUAAAAAUACAAGAACAUGGCAAUUCUGCUGAGUCACAAGAGCUAUUAACUAUUUUUUUUUCUAUCUGACCUGAAAACUCAUCAUUAUGAUUUAUGUUGCUUGCUUUUUAAACUGUUCUUUUCUGGACUUUAAUGUUUUACUUCUACUGUUCUGUUGACCUUAUUUUGUAGUGCAAGAAUUGCAGUAGAUACAGGUAUUAAUCCAGAAUGUCUAGAGUGCCUUUUCUUUCUUCAUCACUUUCUGAGGUGAAGUUAAGACAUUAUCCUGAAGAUUACAGUCCAUAGGCAAAUUUGCAAGGGAUCUGUUGAAAUUCACUUAAAUUUGAGGUCCAAGAAUUAGUUACUGUUAGCUGUCUGUUCAUUCUUAUGUAUGUUUAAUGUGAAUGAAUACAAUGCCAAAUAGACUUUGAAUGUUUGUAUAUUUUGUUUCCUGUUUUUAAUAGUAUUUUCCUGUUUGUUUUUGACAACAUUUCAAUGUAACUUCAGGAAGAUGAAGCCCUUAUGUUUUAAACAUGUUUGCAUUUCUCAGAGCACAAUUAUAUACUUCAGCAUAAUUAAAAUAUCAGCUAUUGUUCUGUAGAUUCUCAUAUCAGUCAAAUAAUAUUUGAAAGCUUUCAUUUUCAUUUUUAUAAGUUCAUAAAUUCAAUUUGGUUUAGUUUGUCUAAAUGCACUGUUUACAGAGAAGUAGAAUGGUAUGAACUCAAUAAUAGUAAUGCAUUAUCAUACAAUGACUACUUAAGGAAAUAAUGCAAGAGUUAGUACUAUCUCUUAUAAAAACUUCUAUGCUUAAAAUGUUUGUCAUUUAGAAAUGGUCUCAUACACUCAAAUGAGUGAUUU
Pseudonaja textilis is the source of this 4595-nucleotide messenger RNA. RefSeq names its product zinc finger protein 451 (gene ZNF451). Gene Ontology annotation, biological process: regulation of transcription by RNA polymerase II. Lineage: Eukaryota; Metazoa; Chordata; Lepidosauria; Squamata; Elapidae. Gene Ontology annotation, cellular component: nucleus. The record is from RefSeq and is a predicted model, not a curated record. Gene Ontology annotation, molecular function: DNA-binding transcription factor activity, RNA polymerase II-specific.